GAAAAACUUGCAAGGCACCUAUUUCUUCUAAGUCAAGUGGAAAUAUUCUCUUCUUCUUUCCAGCAUAAAAGAGAAAGAGUAAAGAGAAAAAUGAAAAUAAAGAAGAAAAUCCAGCAUUAGUUACUCCAGGGCGGCUCAAAGCUCCUUGCCGCCUUCACUGAAAGAGACACAACCAAUACAAAAUACUAAUACCAACCAUUAGCACUUCAACUUCUUGUUUAUGCAGAAAUGGUUUCUUUUUUCUUCUUCAUUCUCUUCGUAACUUCAUUCUAUGCUAACACAAAGCCUAUUGAAGCAAACUGCCCACCAGUACAAUGCAGUCAUGACGCAGCUGCACCCGAAAUUCGUUACCCUUUUUGGCUGAAAGACCGGCUACAUCAAAACUGCGGUCACCCUGCUUUCGAGCUUUUUUGUAAAGAAAACACAACUAUGAUUCACUUCCCAUCUUACGGUGACUUGGUUGUGAAAUCAAUCAAUUACCAUACGAAGAAACUUCAACUUGUCGACCCCAAAAACUGUGUUCAUGAAGUUUUUCUGAACCUCAAUCUUUCUCUUCCUUCGGUCUUCCGCUAUUACUAUGUUGUGAAGAACUACACAUACCUCAAUUGUUCAGCCAGGCUGCCGCCUUCUUUCAAGCAAGUGCCAUGUUUAAGUAGCAGCUCUGCAUAUUUUGUUUACACUGUGAAACCAUCUGUGGAGGUUCCAUUGUAUUGCAGGGUAAUGAAAACCAUUGCAAUUCCGUUUGCAUAUAGUCCUUAUGUCGCUGACAAUAGUUUCGGACUUGGACUGACUUGGGAAUUGCCCAGAUGUGAAAAUUGCAAAGAAAAAGGAGGCCCGAAAAAUUUCCUGUCUAAAACAGCAUUUCUCAAUUACAUACCAUAGCUUCAAGGCAAGUUUUCAUUAUUUUCGCUAGAGGUCCUCAUUCCAAUCUUGUUUCUUAUCAGUGAUUCUGUAUUACAAAGUUCAAUAGUUAAUCUGUAAUCAUUUUCAAAUUUUUUA
Mangifera indica (mango) is the source of this 999-nucleotide messenger RNA. RefSeq names its product RING-H2 finger protein ATL22-like. NCBI's taxonomy places the organism in Eukaryota, Viridiplantae, Streptophyta, Magnoliopsida, Sapindales, Anacardiaceae. Gene Ontology annotation, molecular function: polysaccharide binding. The record is from RefSeq and is a predicted model, not a curated record. The coding region runs from base 229 to 882 and encodes 217 amino acids. The transcript has a single exon.